Molecule: messenger RNA, 2465 nt
Organism: Epinephelus lanceolatus (giant grouper)
Lineage: Eukaryota; Metazoa; Chordata; Actinopteri; Perciformes; Serranidae
Product: STAM-binding protein-like A
Biological process (GO): protein K63-linked deubiquitination
Cellular component (GO): endosome; cleavage furrow
Molecular function (GO): K63-linked deubiquitinase activity; protein binding; metal-dependent deubiquitinase activity
Source: RefSeq, a predicted model, not a curated record
GUUUUUGAUUGCGGAAGUGUAGCUACAGAUGCUGUAGGCGCAGCCCAGUGAAGCAAUUUGACUGUUGUAAUUUGACCGUAUUUUGAUUCAGCUUUAUGUAGGCCUCCGGGAGCUUCAGUAAACAGCUCGAUCAGUGUUCCAGGUUGAGCUGUCACGAUGACGGACCACACUGACAUCAGUCUGCAGCCAGAGGAGCGAGUCCGCGCUCUGACCAAGAAGGGAAGCUCAGUGGAAGUUAAUGACGAUGUGCCACCACGCCGCUACUUCCGCUCCGGCAUGGAGAUGAUCCGCAUGGCCAACAUCUACGCAGAGGAGGGCAACAUUGAGCACGCCUUCCUCCUUUACAAUAAAUAUAUCACGCUCUUUAUAGAAAAACUUCCCAAGCAUCGGGAGUACAAGACUGCCAACAUUCCAGAGAAGAAGGACACACUAAAGAAACUGAAGGAUGUUGCGUUCCCUCAAGCAGAGAUUCUGAAAAAAGCUCUUUUGCGGAAAUUUGAGCAGGACUAUGCACAGUAUCUUGUCAAAAAGAAAGCUGAGCAGGAGGCCUUGGCACGGGAGCAGUCCAAGCAGCGCGCGCUGGACGCAGAGCGGGAGCGUGUGGCCGAGAUGCAGCGGCGACAGCGGGAGCAGGAGCAGUUCAGUGCCUUUGAGGAGAUGAUCCGCCGCCAGGAGCUGGAGAAGGAACGCCAGCGCGUGCUCUUGGAAUUCGCCACCCCUGCCGCGCCUUCCCCUGACACACCCCUCCUUCCAGGCAUCCAGGGCCCCCCGCAGGUCUCCCCCACCGCCCCGCAGAGCCCAGGGGACCUGUCCGGCAGCACCAACCACCAAUACAAUCGCCCUCCUGCAACCAUCGGCACACCUGCCACUGCCCCACCCACUUUCGACCGCUCACUCAAGCCCGGGUCUCUGGUCAGCCCAGGGAACAACAAUACAAUGGUGGAUGCCCUUCGGCAGUUGGCUGUUCCCGCUGAGCUGUGCCGGAGCUUUCUGAGGCUGGCCGAGGCCAACACAAGCCGAGCUGUAGAAACUUGUGGCAUCCUGUGUGGCAAACUGACCAGAAAUGCGUUUACUGUGACCCACGUCAUCGUACCAAAGCAGUGUGGUGGACCAGAUUAUUGUGACACAGAAAAUGAGGAGGAGCUCUUCCUCAUACAGGACCAGUACGAUCUCAUCACCCUGGGCUGGAUACAUACUCACCCCACACAGACGGCCUUCCUGUCCAGCGUUGACCUCCACACACACUGCUCCUACCAGAUGAUGUUGCCGGAGGCCAUCGCCAUCGUCUGCUCGCCUAAGUUUAAUGAAAUCGGCUACUUCAGGUUGACAGAUCGAGGAACAGAUGAGAUCUCCACAUGUAAACAGAAAGGCUUUCACCCUCACAGCAGAGAUCCACCUCUAUUUACACACGCGGGACAUGUCAACAUCACCGAUGACACUGUGUCCAUGAUGGAUUUGCGGUGAUUUUUUUUUUCCUUUUCUUUUUUCACCAGAACACUCAUAGACUGUCUGUUUUAUCAAACUGCAGACAUUUUACUGGAGACAACACUCAUUUUAUUUUUAGGACGGUACUGAGCAAAUGCCGACCACGAGUUUACCAUUUAUAAGGACUUCAAUUGUUCUCAAAGGGCACAACAUUGUGAACCUUUUUUUUUUGCUCUGUAAGAAAGAAAAAUCCACAUAUUAUUGCACUUUCCAAGCAUACAACUAUCCACAAAACAGACUGGCAAACCUCCGACUCUUCAACCCCUCUGUUUUUGUCGGUGUGUGCUCCACUUCCUUCCUGUUCCACUUUUGUUUUUUUGUUAUUAAUAAAACAUGUAUGUUUGUCAGCGUCUGGUAACCCAACCUUUGUUCUGUAAUUGCCAUCAAAGUUUGGUUCUGCCUGACAGAUGAAGUGCCAAGGACGAGAACAUUCACUCUCUGUUGAGUUGUUCAUUGUGCAACAUGAAGUCCAGUGUGAAACUAUAGUUUGUAAUCUUUGUUUUGACUCGGUGUUUCCUUCAUAAGCUGUCGAAGUGCUACGAGUGAUGGGAAAUAUGAAAGCCAGUUGUAACUCAGGUAUGCAGGCAGUGCUGCUGCUCUGUAUUAUAUUUUUAUAUAAAACCAUCACUCCACACCAUCCUUUAUCUAUGAAGGGGUUUGUUUAAUUCCUGCUUAUGAUGGAUUCACCUUUGACAUGUUUUUAUUUCCUUUAUGUUUGGGGGGGAGAAAGCAGUUGGUAGUUACCUGUAUAAUGUGUCCAUGCUUUAGAGGACAUGUGUGCAACAGGCGAUCUGAAUGUACCUCCUGCUCCAUGUUAUCACACAUCACUAACCACAUGGCCAGGAUUCAUGCCUCUAACCAUUUUUGUUUGCUCCCUUCACUUGAUAGAAGAAGUAAAUGAUUAGCCAUAAUAACUGUAUGAGAAUACCCACGAUGGAUUAAAUGCCAAGUCAAAAAUAAACUCAUUGUAGAUAAAUUUA